CGGCCAUUUUUAUCCUAUCCUUCCUUCUCUGCUCGUCGGUCCUUCGAUUCCACUUUUCUUUAUUCGCUUCUUCCACUUUAAUUUCUCUCUCUCUCUCUCCGUUUGCUUGCUUCGAUCCUUCUUACUCUCGGAGUUGCCUCUCGUUUUAGAUCUAAUUCCAGUGUACAUAUUCCACGCGCACGCCAACUGUCCGCGAACGUUCCUCGGAGCCUUGGGCCUCGCGCGAAGCUCCGGUUCGGCGAUCGGAGGUGAAAUUCGGCGUCGGCGAUUGGUUUCUCGCUCGAGACUUUGAUAGACGAGGCAUGGGUUCAUUACAAGGACCGGUCAUUUGUCCCAGCGUCCGUGCGAAGCAAGCUGGUGCCUACACUGUCCCUGUCACUUCCCCAUUCAUGAAGCCUAAGCUUCUUAGAAGUGAACUGUGGGGAUGCAGGGAAUCUUUUAGAGCUAAAACUAAAGUUGCUACUGUUACUCGCCUAUCAAUUGCUCGUAGAUGCCGGGCCCCACGGUGCAGCUUCAGUUCUUCCUCGGAUGGUAAUGGAAGCACUGCAGAGAACUUCAAUGAAAAUGACGAAGAUUAUGUCAAUUCCAGCAUUGUUGAAGCUGUCGAGGUGAAGAGUGGGGCAGAAGGUUUCACGAUUAAAAUGAGGGAUGGAAGGCACUUAAGAUGUGUCCAUAACAAUCCUCAAGGGGGACAUCUGCCAGAUUAUGCUCCUCAUCCUGCUAUUGUCCUAAAGAUGGAAGAUGGGACCGGUCUUCUCCUCCCUAUAAUUGUUUUGGAGAUGCCGAGUGUUCUUCUCAUGGCUGCUGUGCGGAACGUUCAAAUUGCUAGACCAACUUUAUAUCAAGUGGUUAAGGAAAUGAUUGACAAGAUGGGAUAUGAGGUCAGACUUGUCAGAGUCACUAAGAGAGUUCACGAGGCAUAUUUUGCUCAGCUAUAUCUUACAAAGACGGGCAACAAAUCCGAAUUUGUCAGCUUUGAUCUCCGACCUUCAGAUGCCAUCAACAUUGCAGUAAGAUGCAAGGUGCCAAUACAAGUGAACAAAUAUUUGGCUUACAGUGAUGGAAUGAAAGUUAUCGAGUCAGGCAAGCUUUCAGUGCAGACCCCUGGAUCGGAUGGGUUGUUGUUCACAGAACUUGAUAGGCCCAGUGGUCAGCCAUGCAUUGAGACAAAAGAGUUUGAUCUGGUUCGCAACAUGCUCAUAGCUGCUGUAGAGGAGCGCUACACAGAUGCUGCUCAAUGGAGGGACAAACUAAGCCAGCUGCGAGCUAAAAGAAAUUUCACAUGACACGAAAAGGUGAUGUUGCCACGAGUUCGAACUGUACAUAAACAUUAUUCGAAUCCGAUGAGGACGCCAUUUCGAGUAGUCCGUCAUGUCUGCUCCCCCUGCCUCCUAUAUGUAUGUAACAAUGUUUGUGAAUAUAUAUGUAUAGAGACGAAUUCCCAACUGUUAAUGCUACGGUAAAUGUGAAUGUGGUCGAUUGAAGUCGA
Molecule: messenger RNA, 1489 nt
Organism: Rhodamnia argentea
Lineage: Eukaryota; Viridiplantae; Streptophyta; Magnoliopsida; Myrtales; Myrtaceae
Product: bifunctional nuclease 2-like
Exons: 11
Coding region: 303-1286 (327 amino acids)
Biological process (GO): protein ubiquitination
Cellular component (GO): nucleus; VCB complex
Molecular function (GO): nuclease activity
Source: RefSeq, a predicted model, not a curated record